Messenger RNA from Zychaea mexicana, 1778 nucleotides. RefSeq names its product major facilitator superfamily domain-containing protein. Gene Ontology annotation, molecular function: transmembrane transporter activity. The coding region runs from base 266 to 1678 and encodes 470 amino acids. Gene Ontology annotation, biological process: transmembrane transport. NCBI's taxonomy places the organism in Eukaryota, Fungi, Mucoromycota, Mucoromycetes, Mucorales, Lichtheimiaceae. The record is from RefSeq and is a predicted model, not a curated record. The transcript is spliced from 7 exons.
UUAGUAAGUAUUUUUGGAAGACUUGAGAAGCAGACAAGAACAUACGAUUGCUUCUACCGCUUUAAAGGAAAAAAUUAUAAAUAUUUAUUUAUGAUAACCUUGAGAUAUCAAAUAAAAAUCCUCGUAUCUAGUGCCCUUUGUAAUCGAAGCGAUACAUGAAGGAAAAGACCCAAGAUCUUUAACCGGACAAGAAAGCAACGGUGUACAAAAUUCUGGAGAAACUUCGAAAGAGACGGGUAUACUGCUCGCCCUCUUUGCCGUUGCAAUGGUUGUUGCUUGUCCCUUCCUUGGUUAUAUGGGCGAUCGAAUACCUCAUCGAAGAUACCCUAUGCUUUUGGGAAUGGUAGCCUUAUUUGGGUCCAUCUUUUUCUUCCUUUACGGAAAUCAACUGUGGAUGUUUGGAGUUGCACGCUGUUUACAAGGCUUUGCAGAUGCUUGUAUUUGGACACUUGGUCUUUGUUUCAUCGUUGAUACUUCUCCACCACAAGUCCUCGGAGCUCAGUUAAGCAAAGCAGUGACAUUCCAUACAGUUGGACUAGCUUCCGGCGCACCAAUUGGAGGUGUAUUAUUCCAUAGUUAUGGUUACCGUGCACCGUUUAUUUUGUGUCUCAUCGUUACUGUCAUCGACUUGAUUCUACGGAUUUUUGUAAUUGAACGUCGAAACUGUUCGGCAGAAUGGUUUGAGCCGUCAGCCGAUAGCAUUCUUCAGUGCGGCAAUAAUCAAGGCGGCAAUGAAGCAAUAGUGACAACAGAAGCACCACGUGCAUUCGUUGCUAUUGAAGAAGAAGAACACGAAGAAGCACAGAGUCGACAUAGCAACAUUCUUAGCGCUACGAACAGUGAUUCUUCCCGGAAAGGCGAUGAAACAGCGACUAUCAACAGUGAAGUUAUUACAACAACGGCAACGGAGAACCAUCUUUCAUCCCAUAUUAGCAAUAACAAAAAUUUAUCGCACCUUGAUGUUGAUGCUACUGCUGACACCAAAGAAGAGAUUUUGGCGAAUGAAGAAUCCCCCCCUGUUUCUCGCUCUUUCACCGUAGUGCAGCUUAUGCGGUAUCCAAGGGCUCUAGUAGCAAUGCUCACCAGCUUUGCAUUUGGAAUUGCAUUCAAUGUCUUUGAGCCCACCAUGCCGAUCCGCUUAGCCAGCGAAUGGGGCUACAAUUCUGGUCAAAUCGGCAUCGUUUUCCUAGCUCAAAUGAUCCCAUCCUUCGUAGCCACGCCAAUAUGCGGAUAUGCCUAUGAUCGUUUCGGUCCCAAGUGGAUAACUUCCAUUACCAUGACUCUCUGUGGAAUUUGCACCGGUCUGAUGGGAAUACCAAACCAUUCAACACUUGGAAGUAUUGUUCCUUUAAUUGUGCUGUUUGCUCUCGAAGGCUUUUUUGCUGCGGCAUUUACUGUUUCAGCAUUCCCAGAAAUCGCACAUGCAGUUAAUUCUUUGACUAACAGCAGUAAAGAUGGAACUGCAAGCAGUUAUGCUCUGCUUAAUGUUGCUUUUGCUAGCGGCGCUAUCACUGGGCCUCUUUUAGGUGGAUUUCUUUUCGAUAAAGUUGGGUUCUUCUGGCUUUGUAUUAUUAUUGCUUGCUUUCUGCUUUUAGCUGCACCUUUUACAUUUAUAUUCUUAGGAGAUGAGCCAACUCCUGUACCAAAAUGUAUAUCAAAAUUAGUAUUUACUACCUGAUGUAAAUGUUGCCAUUUGCCUUGCAGCAGUAGGGUUGGAACUUCAAAUAGUUUCGAAAAUAAGUACAUGCUUAUACAUAAACCGCACUGUUGUCCACACG